This is a messenger RNA of Gamsiella multidivaricata, 799 nucleotides long. RefSeq lists its product as uncharacterized. The coding region runs from base 150 to 503 and encodes 117 amino acids. Gene Ontology annotation, molecular function: ubiquitin binding. The record is from RefSeq and is a predicted model, not a curated record. Lineage: Eukaryota; Fungi; Mortierellomycota; Mortierellomycetes; Mortierellales; Mortierellaceae. The transcript is spliced from 2 exons.
CGACUGGUUAAUCCAGAGAUGGUGCGACUUCAUCCUUCUUUUUAUGUCAAAGCGGUGGUCUGACAGGAUGACCGUAUGUUCUUCGAAGUGCAGCGUUUUACUAAGAGGUCUAUUUAAACUGCGUCUGCUAGGUCGACACGGUCAGGGCUAUGUUCCCCCAUAUCCCUACGGCUGCCAUUCACUACGAUCUGCAAAAGACUGGCUCAGUCGAACAGACCUGCGAUAACAUCUUGAGGGACGGUACCCUACCAAUGCCUCCUGCUCCUCGUCCUAUAACACCGCCUGCAGCGUCGUCAUCUCCGUCUACUGCAGCUGCGGGAUCAUCUUCGGGAACGAGCCACUCUGUGAAUGGCAACCUGGUUCAGCGCUUCAAGCUGCAUGAGGCGGUUGAGAAGGAUUUAGUGCCCGAGGAGCCGUCCAAGGUCUGGGGCGACAAUGCAGAGAAGCGACAGGAGGUUUUUAAAAGUCGGAAGGAAUUCAUGGUCUUGCAGGCCAGGAAGUAAGUACCAUGAACUGUUUUCUUGUGCGGUGCUAUGGCAUUGCCGUCCUGGCUGCACUACCGAUUGGCGAAGUCAAGUAUUGGAAGAAUGAGGCGCACUUACUGACCGAUACUGUGCUUUUGUCACCAUAAAUAGACGAUAUUUGGAGCAGCAAGCGCGCAAAGAAAAGGAGGCCGAAGCUAAGGCAAAGGAAGUUGAAGCGUCCGCUUAAUGGGUCGUUCAUAUGCACUUGGUUUGAUGGCUAAUAAACUCAGUAGUAAUGAUGUCAGAGGCCAUAUAAAAGCGAAGUUUUCAUCGUG